AUGGAUCGAUUUCUGAAUAUUAUGAUGGCGAUGGAUGCCAAGAAUGGAAUGGGAAUCAAUAAUACAUUGCCAUGGAAAUUAAACGAAGAUGAACGAUGGUUUUUGAGCAUAUCAACAACGACGAAAGAUCCGUUAAAACGAAAUGCUGUAAUUAUUGGUCGAUUGACCUACGAAUCAUUUUGCAAAUAUUUAACGAAAAAAUCGAUCAAAGCGAAUUAUGAGCAAAGUCAUCUCGAUGCUGUCAGAUCGUUUGACGAAGCUGUUCGAAUGGCACGUGGAUUUCUUGACGAUCCAGAGAAAGGUAUUGAAUCCGUGUUUGUGCUCGGGGGUGUCCAACCGUACGAACAAGCUAUGGCUUCGGAUCUGGUUCAUCGUAUCUAUUUAACAAGAAUCUUUGCUGAAUAUUCAUGUGAUACGUAUUGGUCAAACUUAAAUUUGAGCCAAUUUCGACGAAUUCAACGAUCGAAAGAUGAGAUUCUUGCAGAGCUCGAUGAUCAAAUUAUAGAAGAAAAUGGUGUUACUUAUCAAUUUCAAGUUUAUGAAUUUGAUGGGAAACAAUAA
Molecule: messenger RNA, 561 nt
Organism: Adineta ricciae
Lineage: Eukaryota; Metazoa; Rotifera; Eurotatoria; Adinetida; Adinetidae
Source: the annotation of a GenBank genome assembly